AAUUGUGGCUUCAUGGGCUAUUUCUGGUCUUUUCUCUAGAGCUGUGCAAAUAGGCGUUCAAGGACAUUUGCUUGCGUUUUGAACUCCACGCCCUCGGAGACGUUUUGAUAAGGCUGGUAUUUUUAGGAAGGCAUUUCGCCCAGACAUCAAGUGGUUUAGUAGGUGUUGGCUUUCUUGUAUGAUUUUCUCUCCCUCCUCCCCUCCUGCUCUUGCAAAAAAAGAAAAAGAAAAAGACCUUUAGGAGAUUAUUACGCAUUUCGGGAAAAGCGAGAUCGUGUCUGAUCUCAUCGCCAGUGUAAACUGCAAUGAACAACGGCGAAGUCAGCCUGACAGCAAGGGUGUGUUUUUAUUCCAGCGUUGUGAUCUCUGAAGACUGAUCUAGGUUGGUUAGAUGACUGCCAAUUGAAUCUACUCAGAAGAAAAUAUGACUGAGAUAGCUUGAUGCUUCAGACUAUGAAACAAGCGGAAGAAUGCUUAUGGAUUUAAAAUUAUUGUAUUUACCCAGUUGUUAUGGUUCAAGGAAUCCUAGGAUAUUAAUUUGUUCAGUUAUUAUUUGCACAGCUACAAAAAAUUGCUUCUGAUGCAGCUAAGAAAAAUGCAGUCCAUUAAAACAGAACAAGCACCUGCUGAUACAAGUAGCAAUGUGGACAAUAUUAUGGUACUUAAUUCCACAUUAACCGAUGUAUCUGAUGACUUAGGAAGUGGUGAAGACAUGUUACUAAAUGAAGGAAGUGUUGUAAAAAACAAAUCUUCCACAUGCCGGAGAAAACGGGAAUUCAUUCCUGAUGAAAAGAAAGAUGCUAUGUAUUGGGAAAAAAGGCGGAAGAAUAAUGAAGCUGCCAAAAGGUCUCGUGAAAAGCGUCGGCUGAACGACCUUGUGUUAGAGAACAAAUUAAUUGCACUGGGAGAAGAAAAUGCCACUUUGAAAGCUGAGUUACUUUCACUGAAGCUAAAGUUUGGUUUAAUUAGCUCUUCAGCAUAUGCCCAAGAAGUUCAAAAGCUCAGUAAUUCAACUGCUGUGUAUUUUCAGGAGUAUCAGAAUUCCAAAUCAAGCAUUAACUCUUUCAUUGAUGAACAUGAGCCAACUAUGGUGGGCAGUAGUUGCAUAUCUGUCAUUAAGCACUCACCACAAAGCUCUUUAUCUGAUGUCUCUGAAGUUUCAUCAGUAGAUCAGGCUCAGACAAGCCCUAUACAAACUAAUUGCAGAAAUCCUGAAACUAAGUUUCAAAUCAUAAAACAGGAGCCUAUGGAAUUGGAAAACUAUACAAGAGAUCCACGGGAUGAAAGAAGCUCCUAUGCAUCAUCCAUGUAUCAAAACUAUAUGGGAAGCAACUUUAGCGGUUAUUCCCAUUCUCCUCCUCUCUUGCAAGUUAACAGAUCCUCCAGUAACUCUCCAAGAACUUCAGAGGCAGAUGAUGGUGUUGUAGGAAAGUCAUCAGAUGGAGAAGAUGAGCAGCAGGUUCCUAAAGGCCCAAUCCACUCCCCUGUUGAACUUAAAAAUACUCAUGCCACAGUUAAGGUUCCAGAGGUGAGCUCUUCUGCACUGCCUCACAAGCUUCGAAUUAAGGCCAAGGCCAUGCAAAUCAAAGUGGAAUCAUUAGACAAUGAAUUUGAUGCCACCCAGAAACUUUCAUCACCAAUUGACAUGUCAUCUAAAAGACAUUUUGAGCUCGAAAAGCACAAUGUACAAAAUAUGGUACAUACUUCCCACACUCCUUUCUCUGUUCAAGUGACUAACAUUCAGGACUGGUCUCUGAAGCCAGAACACUGGCAUCAUCAACGAGAACUCACUGACAAAAUUCAGACUGCCUGUAAAUCUGGAGUGGGUGAUAUUAAAGACAAUUCCUACAAGGUGUCUGAGACAGAGAACUUGUAUUUGAAGCAGGGCAUAGCAAAUUUGUCUGCAGAGGUUGCUUCGCUUAAAAGACUUAUAACUACACAACACAUUUCUGCUUCAGAUUCUGGCUAAAUUACUACUGAAUAAAUGCUCAUUGUAUUAAAGGAUGUCAUUUGCAGUAGACUGAUAUGUUUUGUAUUAUGCUGAAUUUUCACUGGACUUGUGAUGUCAUUUCACUGUAAUGUUCACAUAAUGUCUGAUGGAUAGUGUCUUUUUGUGCACAAAUGACUAUGAAGAUUAGAUUGUCAUGAUCACUAUGCCUUGUGUAUAGUCAGGUAGCCUGUGCAAAGGCUGUAUAUAGUGAACAUUAUUUUUCUGUUGUUCUGUUACUAUAAAUUGUGAAAGUUAUCAGUUCCAAUUAAAAAAUUGGUGACAAACACAUAACUAGUUUGCUGUCAGUCAGUUUCUAUUAGCCUGUAGAUAGAGUAAGCACAAUUCAAAGAACUGUUUCCAUUUUCUUAGGCACAGAUUACUUAUUGGGACAGUAGGAUCCCUUUCCCCCCAAAAUUGAAUCUUUUGCAUUGGCCUGGCGAACUACUUUUGCAUUUCUAAGUGUUAUAAGUGAAACACUGGAAGUACUUACAGUACAAGGGAAUGAAGAAGUGCCUGAAAGAUUUUUUGAAUUGUGACUAUUUUGUUUUAGAACAGUUUAUUAAAUUAGUGUGGUCACAAAGUAGUUAAUUAUAAAAAGAACUCACGUGAAGCAAAGUCUGAUGCACAGAUGAGGGAAAAUCUGAAAUCAUAUUCAUAAGGAGAAUGAAAACAGCCAAUGACAAUCUUAUCAGAUCUGUAUAAUGAGAACUCAUUAUACAAAAGGGAAUGAUGUGGUCAUCACCAGUCUGUCAGUCUGACUGCUCUAACUCCCAGUGCUUUCCUUGAGGAUUAGAGAAAGUUACAUAGAAUGAGAUGGUAUCAGACUCAGACUUGCCACUUUCACAACAGUCGCUGGGUCUCAAUUUGUCUUGGAGUGAAUAUAUUUUAGAACAUGCAAACAUGCUCAGCAUCCUUUAUAGAUUUUCAUCAUGUAGA
This is a messenger RNA of Gekko japonicus, 2926 nucleotides long. RefSeq names its product nuclear factor, interleukin 3 regulated (gene NFIL3). Bases 581 to 1969 code for a protein of 462 amino acids. The record is from RefSeq and is a predicted model, not a curated record. Gene Ontology annotation, biological process: circadian rhythm; immune response; transcription by RNA polymerase II. Gene Ontology annotation, molecular function: DNA binding; DNA-binding transcription factor activity. Gene Ontology annotation, cellular component: nucleus. Lineage: Eukaryota; Metazoa; Chordata; Lepidosauria; Squamata; Gekkonidae. The transcript is spliced from 2 exons.